Molecule: messenger RNA, 575 nt
Organism: Bursaphelenchus okinawaensis
Lineage: Eukaryota; Metazoa; Nematoda; Chromadorea; Rhabditida; Aphelenchoididae
Source: the annotation of a GenBank genome assembly
AUGAUGAACAUGUUCAACCCAGUCAGCGCUUUAAGCUCGUUGAAUGUGAAUCAACUGGCGAGUAAAAUAAGUGGUAUGUUUUAACAUAAAUAGGAAAAAUUUUUAUUAUAAUAUAUUGUACCAAAUUUGUAUUGUUUAUAAUUCAAUCUAGUAAAAUUACUUACAAUAACUUGUCUGAAAAAUUCAAAUACGGUUUUUAUAAUUAAUUUUCUUGUAACCUACAGUAAAACGUAAAAAUAGUAACGAAAGUACAGUAGAAAGGAGCCAAUGGUAGCAUUUGUCACUUCACACUUUUAGGUGUAAACAAACGUGUCUACUACUGUCAGCGUUGUCUUAAUCAUGGACGUUUGGAGCCGCGCAAGAACCACAAAUGCGAAUGUGCCUUUAUUAACUGUCAAUGUCCCAAAUGUAUACUGGUCGAAAAGAGACGAGUUCUUAACACACAACUUCAUGAACUAGAAGAUACAAAUGGAGAAACAGUUAAAAUUGAAGAUAUACCAAUGGAAGAAGAUGAUUUGCAAAGUGAAGCCAUGCGAUUAAAAGGAGGUAAUGUUACGGUUGCCAUAAGUAUUUGA